Messenger RNA from Aedes aegypti (yellow fever mosquito), 1441 nucleotides. It is a transcript of the gene Pex19, whose product is annotated as peroxisomal biogenesis factor 19. Gene Ontology annotation, biological process: protein import into peroxisome membrane. Gene Ontology annotation, cellular component: peroxisomal membrane; peroxisome. The record is from RefSeq and is a predicted model, not a curated record. Lineage: Eukaryota; Metazoa; Arthropoda; Insecta; Diptera; Culicidae. The coding region runs from base 239 to 1117 and encodes 292 amino acids. The transcript has 3 exons.
CACCUGACGGUAUCAGUCCGAUCUUCGACAUUAGUCCUCGCCUUUUAGUCGUAGUGCUGUGAUUUGUGUCCACUUCGAUAUUUUUUUUCUCAAAAAUUAACCAUUUUCAACAUUUGAAAUUUACAUUGAGUAGUACACAGUGCGUUAGCGAGUGACUAGCAAGUUAAAAUUAGCUACUAGAGGCUGAUCAACAUCACAUCCACACCGGGUCAAAGUUCAAGUUGCGAGCAGGAAAAAGAUGUCAGAGGGCAACAAAAAGCCAGACGCAGCUCCUGGCAAAAGUUCCGCCGACAAAGAACUGGACGACUUGCUAGACAGUGCUCUGGAAGAUUUUGGUAAGCACAAAGAGGAAAGUGGGAAACCAUCCGGAAGUACAGAAGCAUCACACGAUGAUCCCCCCACGGAGCAGUUGUGGAAUGAGGAAUUUAUUUCGUCCCAGGCCAAAAUGUUCGAGGAAAAGAUGGCAGCAUUGUUCGGAGGUGGAAGCGGAGAAGUGGACGCCGACCAGAUCACAUUAGGGUUCCAGAGAAUCGCAGAAGCAGCGGCGAUGGCCGUGCGGGGAGAACAAACCAAUCCCACUCCGGAAACGGUAGACCCAUCGAUCAGUCAGAGUAUUACCGAUGCCUUGCGGGGAUUGAGCGAAGGCCGUGAGAACCUCCAGACACCUUUCAGUCCUGAAGACAUUGCGGGCAUGUUCGGCAACAUCGAUCUUAACGAGGGCGGCGAGAAUAAUGCCUUUUUGCCAUUCAUGCAAACCAUGAUGCAGAGUUUGCUUUCAGCUGAGGUGCUUCUGCCGAGUUUGAAAGAUCUUACGGAAAAGUACCCUGAUUGGUUGCGGGAUAAUGGAGAAAAGAUUCCUAAAGAGGACAAGGAACGGUACGAAAAACAGCUCAAGCUGAUGGAGGACGUGUGUCGCGAGCUGGAGAAGGAGAAACCAGAAGAUUCAGCAGAGGAGAAACGGGUACGAUUCCAGACGGUGCUCGAUAUGAUGCAGAGCAUGCAGGAUCUCGGACAACCUCCGGCCGACCUCGUAGGGGAUAUCGGACCGGGCAACAUGAACUUGCCUACUAUAGAUCCAACCGCUUUCAGCGAUCCCAAUCAAUGCGCCACGAGCUAAUUGUUUGGUGUCGUCAUCCCGAUAUCUAAGUUGGUUUUAGUUUCAUUUAGCGAGAGAGCAAUGUAAUUCGUCCCAUACUUGAUGUGGGCAAGAGGCGGGGCUUCCGUACCGGUUGUCUUUGGUGUGGUACGGCGUUGUAUAUGGAAAUGGGUACCCUACGCAUUAUGUGUGCUAUUUUAGUUGCUUCCCAAAAUUUGCCUUUUCUUUUCUAUUUAGAACCUGUUUUGUAAUUGGUCAGGCAGUUGCCUAAGUGUGAUUGGAUGCAAAAUAUAUGAAUAUUUAUACUUUUAUGGAAAGUAAUAAAGAGAAAAAAUAUUAACAAUG